Dovyalis caffra is the source of this 219-nucleotide messenger RNA. NCBI's taxonomy places the organism in Eukaryota, Viridiplantae, Streptophyta, Magnoliopsida, Malpighiales, Salicaceae. The record is from the annotation of a GenBank genome assembly.
AUGGCUCGAAAUCUCAAGUCGUGCGAGGCAAUAAGGAUUGAGGAAGAGAUUGGGAAAAAGAAGAAAAAGUUCAGGCAAAUAAUUAUUUCUUUAUUCGAUUUACCCGAAAGUUCAUCCCUUGGCCGACGAGGAAGAUCUACUCAGCCGGUAAGAUCAAUUGGCCAGUCGUUCGAUAACAUACCCCUCCAAUCGCGAGCCAACUUUAGCACACUUCGGUAG